UUCCCCGACCUCGGACUAACUUCUGAGCCAACAGGCGCAGGUAGCGCAGGGACCGUAGGGGUGCGGGUCGCCAUUCCAGCGAUACACACAGGAUGCAAGUGUGCGGGAGCAGCGCGGCGGGACGCCGGGUCUUCGAUAGCAUCUGCCCUAACAGGAUGCUGGAGCUGCCAGGCCCGCCUCUCCGCAAACCGGUGAAGCCGGAGAGGAAGUUCGUCCCUCCGCGGAAGUUCUUUUCGGGAUGCGGCGGCGGCAGCCCGGUGUCUGUAUACGAGGACCCCCCGGACGUGGAGCCCGCUGCCCUGCCAGCCCUUACCACGAUAGACUUGCAAGACCUCGCAGACUGCUCCUCUCUACUCGGGUCCGACGCGCCGCCUAGUGGUGACCCGGCUGCCUCUCAGAGCCACACCUUGGAAACGGAAGUGGACUUCAGUCUUCAGAAUUUCAGAGACACAGUGGAUGACCUCAUUGCAGACUCAUCUACUUUGAUGUCGCCUACCCUGGCCGUCAGUGACUUCCCCUUCUCUCCUUGCGAUGUAUCACCUCUCGGGUCCUACCUCUCCCAGCGGUUGGAGCCCCGGGCCCUCCAGUCAGCACCACUACGCCCUCCAGAGGUGCCGCCGCCAGAACAGUACUGGAAGGAGUUGGCCGACCAGAACCAGAGAGCACUGGGGAACGCUCUCGUUGAAAAUAAUCAACUGCACGUGACGCUAACUCAGAAACAGGAGGAGAUCGCCUCGCUUAAGGAACGGAACGUGCAGCUGAAAGAACUCGCCAGCCGGACCAGACACCUGGCCUCGGUGCUGGAUAAGCUGAUGAUCACGCAGUCCCGAGAUUGCGGGGCCACCGCCGAGCCCUUCCUGUUCAAAACGACUGCAAAAAGGAGUUUGGAGGAGAUGUUCAGCGCUGCCGGUCAGGAUUGCGCGGAAGUAGAUGCCAUACUGAAAGAGAUUUCUGAGCGUUGUGAUGAAGCCCUACAGAGUCGCGAUGCCAAGAGGCCCCGCCUGCAAACCGAGCCCAGGAACACUGACUGCUGGCCCGGAAAUCUGCACGGAGCCUUCCGAGGACUGCGCACGGACUGCGGUCGCAGCUCAUUGAACCUGAACCACAGCGAGCUGGAGGAGGGCGGCUCUUUCAGCACUCCAAUCCGCAGCCACUGCACUAUCCGCACGCUCGCCUUCCCCCAGGGCAAUGCCUUCACCAUCCGAACAGCCAGUGGGGGCUACAAAUUCCGCUGGGUACCUAGUUGAGCUGGGAUGUUGUCCCAUCAAACACUGCCCUGGAACACAGGUGAAGCGCCUGCAGGUUGAGUAGGAGUAACUGGAACCAUUUCCCAAAUCUGGCUUUUCAAAACUCACUCUGCAGGCGAAUGCCACCCUGAAACUUCUAACAAAAACGUCUUGAUUUUAAUGCACUGUAAAGUUUUAAUGCACAGCUGUGAAGCAUUGUAUAGUCUUUCUCCUUUUCACUGCGUGUAUCUAUACAUAUACGCAUGUGUGUGUACACACACAUCACAGUCUAUUUUAAAAAUAUUUAUUUCUAGCAUCUUUGUAGAACUAUGUAGAGCAGGAAGGGAUUUAGAAAUCAAUUGGUUCUCCGGGUGCGGUGGCACACACUUGUAAUCCCAGCUAUUUGGGAGGCUGAGGCAGGAGGAUUGCCAGUUAGUUAAAUAAGAAACAUUCUUUCUUAAAUUGGGCGGCAGGGAGGCUCCGUGGUAGAGUAUUCCUGGAUUCACUCCCCAGUACCAUUGCUGGUGGGGGUUAAGAAAGAGAAACUAAUUCACUAUUUUUAAACUUAUAUAAUGCCCUGUUUCGUAAGAAGGAAAAGGAGGCUGUAAGUUAAAUAACUACAAGAAGCAUUACUGGAAUCUUCCAAUCACUAAUAUUUAAGGAUUCUAAUCCCAGAAGCCUAGUCUCUGUGUGAAAGUUUCAAUACACACAACAUAUCCUGGAAGAAUAUGUAAUUCUGUUUCUAUUGAAAACUUUCAUUUCAGUUGCUAGAAUAAAAAAAAAAAAAUCAGGAGAG
Molecule: messenger RNA, 2022 nt
Organism: Ictidomys tridecemlineatus (thirteen-lined ground squirrel)
Lineage: Eukaryota; Metazoa; Chordata; Mammalia; Rodentia; Sciuridae
Gene: Mcidas
Product: multiciliate differentiation and DNA synthesis associated cell cycle protein
Biological process (GO): negative regulation of DNA replication; negative regulation of cell cycle
Cellular component (GO): nucleus
Source: RefSeq, a predicted model, not a curated record